AUGCGGUCAAUUGCUUUCUACCUCCAAUUCGCGCUCGCCGCGGCGGCAAUCGUCAAGCGAUGCCCUCAGCAGCCCGAGGAGCCUGGCACGGGGAACGCGACAAAAGUGUAUGAGGCCGAAGAUGCUACACUGGUCGGCAGCACAAGGGUCGCGACGGAACUCGCUGGUUUCACUGGCACUGGCUACGUAACUGGCUUCGAGGGACCCAACGACAAGCUCACCUUCACUGUUACGAGCGCAAAGCAAGGCCUCUACGACCUUACCAUCCGCUACGCCGGUAUCUACGGCAACAAGUAUACCAACAUUGUCCUCAACAACGGCGGCACUGAGCAGGUCUACCUUCCCGAGACCACCGACUUCCAGAAUGCUGCUGGCGGACAGGUGCUUUUGAAUGCUGGCGACAACACUAUUGACAUCCUGACCCACUGGGGAUGCUACCUCCGCUCCAUCUACGGCAAGAAGAUCCUCUCAGGUCAACAGGAGCUCGAAUGGGCCGACUGGCUCCAGCAGCAGACUGGCGAGACCCCGGCUCUUCUCGCGGUUGACCUCAUGGACUACUCUCCUUCCCGUGUCGAGCGUCAGGGCCAGGUCGCUACCACUGUCGAGGACGCCAUCGAGUUCCACAACCGCGGCGGUAUUGUCUCGGUGCUUUGGCACUGGAACGCGCCCGUUGGUUUGUACGACACCCCGGAGCAACGCUGGUGGAGCGGUUUCUACACGGCUGCCACUGACUUCAACGUGGCUACUGCUUUGGCCGACACAACCAACGCCAACUACACGCUUCUGAUCCGUGACAUUGAUGCCAUCGCUGUUCAACUCAAGAGGGUCGAGGAUGCCGGUGUUCCCGUACUCUGGCGCCCACUUCACGAGGCCGAGGGCAAGUGGUUCUGGUGGGGUGCCCAGGGCCCCGAGCCCGUCAAGAAGCUGUGGAACAUUCUGUAUGAGCGCCUCGUCAACCACCACGGUAUCAACAACUUGAUCUGGGUGUGGAACUCUGUUGAGGCGGACUGGUACCCAGGUGACGCGACGAUCGACAUCCUCAGCGCAGACGUCUACUCCCAGGGCAACGGCCCCAUGUCCGGCUUGUACAAUCAACUCGUCGAGCUAGGCAACGAUAAGAAGCUGAUUGCGGCAUCGGAGGUUGGCGCCGCGCCGCUUCCCGAUCUUCUACAACUUUACGAGGCUCACUGGCUAUGGUUCGCCGUGUGGACCUCGCCCUUCAUCAACGAUCCUGCGUGGAACAGCCUCGAUGUUCUUCGUGAGGUUUACGGCAGCGAUUAUGUUCUGACGCUGAGCGAAAUCCAAGGAUGGCAGGCAGCACAUAGCUGA
This is a messenger RNA of Verticillium alfalfae VaMs.102, 1329 nucleotides long. RefSeq names its product mannan endo-1,4-beta-mannosidase. NCBI's taxonomy places the organism in Eukaryota, Fungi, Ascomycota, Sordariomycetes, Glomerellales, Plectosphaerellaceae. The record is from RefSeq and is a predicted model, not a curated record. Gene Ontology annotation, molecular function: mannan endo-1,4-beta-mannosidase activity; carbohydrate binding. Gene Ontology annotation, biological process: substituted mannan metabolic process. The transcript has 5 exons. The coding region runs from base 1 to 1329 and encodes 442 amino acids.